UCUCUGGUUCUAUGAUCUCAGUGAAGCCAAGUGCACAGGACCCUGGAGGCCUCUCACAUUUUCAGAGGAGAUUUGGUGAUACUGGUGAUAACCUGGUGCCAUACAGGGAGACAGCUGCCUUAGUGCAGGGCGCUAUCUGAGAGAAAGCUUUCAGAAAAGAAGGGAAAAGGGAUCCAAAGACAUUACAGGAAAAUUGUAAAUACGCACGCCGGGAAGCGGAGCUGCACCCCAUCCUGGCUCCUGCCUGCUUCCUGCCAGCGCGGGGAGGGGGAAAUAUAAACAGCGGCGUCUUGGGCAGAGCUGGGAUGCUGCCGCUGGACAGGCUGUGCUGCGGAGCAGAGGCAGCGCUCGGGAAGCUGAAAACUGAAGAUGGCAGAGCCUGAAAGCACAGUCAUAAACACCAAGGUGAAACAGAAAGAUCCCAGCAAGGCACUGGUCAUUGCUGUGACCACCAGAGCCAUCUUCAACUUGGAGAAGGAGCACAAACUCUACCUGGAGAAGGGCAAGGAGGAGUACACAAGGCACCAGCAGGCCAACCAGGACAAGCCCCUCCCACCAGGCACAGCCUUUGCCUUCAUCCAGGCAGUGCAGUAUGUGAACAAGAAGAUGCUGGAGAGCAACCCAGCAGAGAAUGACCUCUUUGACAUCCUGGUGCUCUCCAACAACAGCCCAGAGAGCGGAGCACGCAUCAUCAACAGCGCCAAACACUAUGGCCUGGAGAUCUCCAAGUUCUGCUUUGUCAGCGAUGAGGACUCCACACAGUACCUGAAGUCCCACGGGGUCAAGCUCUUCCUCUCAGCUGACAGGACAGAUGUGUGCAAUGCCCUCCAGAGAGGGGUCUCAGCAGCGCUCAUUUUCCAGCAAGAGGUGCAGGCCCCCAGCACCCCACUCCGCGUGGUGUUUGACGGGGAUGCCGUGCUCUUCUCCGACGAGACAGACCAGAUCUUCCAGGAGCACGGGCUGGAGGGGGCAGUGCGGUACGAGCACGCAAUGGAGGCCGUGCCCAUGGGAGAGGGUCCCCUGAAGACUUUUGCCAUGCACCUUGGGAAGAUGCGCAGGAAGUUCAGCCAGGAAAAAUCCCCCAUCCGCACCUACCUGGUGACGGCGCGCAGCGGCCGGGACAUGGGCAUCCGAGCCAUCAAGACGCUCCGGGAAUGGGGCCUGGCCAUCGAUGAGGCUUUCUUCAUGGAUGGGGCUCCCAAGGGCCCCAUCCUCGCCCAGAUCCAGCCUCACAUCUUCUUUGAUGAUGGGCUUCAUAACAUCCAAGGGGCUCAAAAUGUGGGUGUGCCCUCUGCCUGGGUCCCCUCCUGCUGCUGAUGGGCUGCAGUCCUCCCCCCCCAGCCACGCAGGGGACUGGGCCAGUUGGAGGCAAACCUUAUGGUGGAAAAGGAGAGAUUUCCUGACAUGCAGCAAGUAAAUCUCAGGAAAAGGGGACAAGAGCGUGGACUCCCAUGCAAAACUUAAUGCUCAUUUCUGCUGCUGAUAUGAGGUCCUUUAGGUCUUAGGAUAAAGCGAAAAGAUGCAACUGCUCUAGGAGAGAAAGACACCUUUGCUGUGACACUGAGGACUACACCUACAUGCCCAGUAGGACCUGG
Molecule: messenger RNA, 1595 nt
Organism: Corapipo altera (White-ruffed manakin)
Lineage: Eukaryota; Metazoa; Chordata; Aves; Passeriformes; Pipridae
Product: cytosolic 5'-nucleotidase 1A-like
Exons: 9
Coding region: 370-1317 (315 amino acids)
Biological process (GO): adenosine metabolic process; nucleotide metabolic process
Cellular component (GO): cytosol; cytoplasm
Molecular function (GO): 5'-nucleotidase activity; nucleotide binding; magnesium ion binding
Source: RefSeq, a predicted model, not a curated record